UUUAUUCAGUGGCGGAAACGGGCUUCCAUAAAUAUACAAGUACUAGUAAAGCUUGAAUACUCACUAGCCACAAUUUGAACAUAUAGUAAACAGCAUCCCCAUAUAAUUCAUUGUCAAAGCGUUCAACGUGAAGUUGGUUUGAAGGGAUAAAUGUUAAAGCGGCUUGCCGUAGCGACACAAUAAACUGCUCAGUCGUUUCGCGUUUGAUGAAUCCUAUAUUGCGAUCUUCACCUGCAUGAGGGAAGACGAAAACCCAAAGCUUGACGUUUAGAAGUAUGACUCUUUUGUGCUUUUGCUUCUCUAAAAACAGUCGCCAAGACUUCACAUAGCGUCUAUCCUCGCUGGAAUGUAGUUUGAGGGCGGAGACUCGCAGCAACAUUACAUUCUGCAUCCAGAAACUGUGAAGUAUGGACACUGCCAUGAGAACAGCCGUGAUCAUUCGAGAUCGUUCAGCACUGUUCCCAACAGGAUCCGAGCACAGCGCGAAGGCAGGAGUGGGGCUGGAGAUGACGGAAAGGUGGAUGUAGUGUUUGGGCUCGGGAUCUGUAUGUCACACACACGGCUGGAGUUUACGGUGAUCGUCUUGUAACGAGGGUUGUUCUUUGUUGAGACAUUGUUUUCUGCCUGGCUGUUUUCAGAGGACCAGGGGACCGCUGUUCAUUUCAGCCCCGAACCAGCUCUCAUAUCUGGGCGGGACGUGGAGAUAAAAGAGUUCAGCAUGAGGAAUAACGAGGAGACUGAGGGCUUUGAUGGCGAGGCCUCCAACACCUCGAUGAUUUCAGGAGCCAAUAGUCCGUAUCAGCCGACCACCGAGCCCGUGCACUCCAGAAACGUGUUCAGGGCCAUCAGGUGUGACCUGGACUAUAUCAAAUCACAUUUCGGUAUUUUAAAAGUUAUCGAAGUGGUCCUGGCUCUCAUCUCUUUCAUCUUCAUUGAGACCAUAAUGAUGUGCUCGCCCUGUGCCGGCGUCUACCUCUUUGAGUUUGUCAGCUGCAGUGCCUUCGUUGUCACAGGCGUCUUGCUCCUCAUCUUCAGCCUGAACCUGCACACCAAAGUGCCCCAUAUCAACUGGAGUCUAACAGAUCUGAUCAACACUGCCACCAGCACCUUGUUCUUCUUUCUGGCUUCAGUGGUUUUGGCAGCUCUCAACCAUCAAACUGGAGCAGAGAUCGCAGCUGUGAUUUUCGGGUUCCUGGUGAUGGGUGUGUACGGUCUGAACACAUUUUUGGCAGUACGGAGAUGGCGCCUCGGGGACUCGCGAGAUGGACCCCUGCAGACCAGCGAGUACAUCCGUGCCCGCACAGCCUCACGGGGAGAGGUGGAGUCACGGCCUGAGCUACAGUAAAGCACACAGGCAGACCAAUGAAGACUGAGACAAGCAAAGCCCUGUCUGCAUUCCUGUCACAGUGUACUCUUUCAUAUCCUCGUGAUGGGAGCCUGAUGAGCUGCAGUCAGGUUGAGCGCUUACAAACAAACAAACAAACAAUUGCGUGAACAGUCUAAAAUGGAACAAACCUCUGGCAUCUUCAUCAGCCUCAGGCCAGCGUCUUUUGACUUUAUACUUAAAUACUGUAUAUUUCUGUUAAUUAAGGGCUUUACCUUAUAAUGAUCUGGAUAAUUAUUGACUGAAACUCACUCCACUGUGCUCCUAAACUCCCAGCGGGAAAGUUCUAACAAAGCCUGUCAGUCGCCCGUUUGAAACCCCCUUAUAUUUAGCUCUGCAUUCUAAUUAGAAUGCAACUAUGCCUAAAAUGUCUUAUCGUGGAUCAAAAAUAACUAAACAGAAUGGAAUAAUGGAAAUAAAUGGUUGCUAAAUAGACUGAUGUAAGUGAUCUUUCUGACUGAAGUGUAACAGGAGUGUUUAUGAGCAAAAAAGUGUUUUUGUUUAGUUUUUUUUCUUCUUUCUCUGCCAUCGUGUUCCUGUAUCAAACACAUCUAGUAAACUGCCGUUGCAUUGGGCUGUUUUCUGUAGAGAUGGAGUGACUAGAUGUCAGGAGCACCAGUAUUUAUUUUAAUGUUAAUUCUUUUUUGUAAUACCAAAGCUUUGGUAGCUACAUUGUAGUAAUAGUGUAGUAUUUCACCUCGUGAAUGUGACCCUGCAUUGCAACACAGUGACAGCUUUCAGACUGUUUGUGUGGGUGAAGGGAGGUGAGUUUAUGAAACUUUUUAGAGGCUAAUCUUUAGAUGAUACAAUUUUUUAGUUACUAAAUCGUCUGUGCAUAGUCUGUUGGUCAUUUUUGUGGUUUGUAAUAUUUUCUCUACUCCACUGUGUACUCCAACCCUGUCCAGUUAUCUGUAUAUGUCGAUUUAAGCAAGGGUAGAGUUUUUGAAGAAGGUGUAUAUAUUACGUAUCUGUGUGACAUUUUACAUUCCUGAAGGUUUCCUAUUUGUAUGAAUUCUGACACUAAUAGACUGUAUUUGAAGGAACAAGUGUACGGCAGUACAUAUGAAUGCAUUAGCUAAACUGCGUAUCUUUUUUCUGUGUGCCUUAAUCGUAGAGGCAUUAUUAGUCGAAACUCUUGGACACUAAUGUUAAGACAACAUUAGCAGAAUAACUGCUUUAUGGGGUGUGAAAUUAAAACAUUCUAUUUGCACUCUCUGAUGAACUGAUCCGUGGUAAAAUCAUGUUUUCUGAAGUGCUUUGUUGACCUUCUAAUGGGUCUAAUAGUGCAAUUGUACAUGAUUUUUUUUUUUGGUUACACUUUAUUUUGAUAGUCCACUUUAGACAUUCUAAAAACUAUAAGUAACUUUGUAACUACACGUCAACUAAUUCUCAUUAAUUUGCAACUACAUGUCUACUAACUCUCAGAGCAGACUGUUAGGGUAGGUUUAGGGUUAGUAGAAUGAGUGUCUCAUAGUCAGUAUGUUGUAUGCUAUGGACCCAUCAAAAUAAAGUGUUAGAAGAUAUUAAGCAGACAGUCUACUAAUACUCUAAUGACUGCUAGUUGACAUGUAGUUGCAAAGUUGUAGUUGUAGUUACUUACUGUUAGUAGAAUGUCUAAAGUGGACUAUCGAAAUAAAGUGUUACCUUUUUUUUUUCACUAGAAAAUGCUCAUUUGUAAUAUUCGUUUCUAUAUUCAUACUUAUGUCUUAUUUUAAGGUUCUUAAAUGAAGUCACUUUUAUGUUUUGGAAUAAGACCAAUGUUGAAAUGAAGUCAUUUUGAGGUGUGGACUCACAUUAUAGACAUUGAUCAACACUGUGUGGGCUUGAAAAUGUUAAAAGACAAUCGCAAGAAUGAUUUUUGUCUUAAUGAAGGACUCUGCAUUAAAGUGCUUAAGUCACUGAUUAUUUUUCCUAUUUUGAAAGCAAUACUGUGUGCUUAUGCUUUAAUAAUGUGUAAGAGCUUUCACUGUGCUUUGACUCUGUGCUAAACUUCUUAUUGGAAGAUUUUAGCAUCAAAAUAAUUCCUGAUCUUGACCUUAAUGUGUUUUCAACUCACAAAUCAUCGAAGUGUUUCAAAAGAAACUAAGUUGACAUUUUGAGGGAGUCAAAUUUUGAUAAUGAUUGUACUGUUUCUUGCUGACAUUUCCUGUAUUCAAGAAUUUUAUUCCAUGUAACAGUGCUAUAAAUUUGUAUUUUUGUAUUUAUAGAGUUGUGCAUAGACUUACAAAAUGCUAAUUGUUUAAGAAUAUUUGUGAUGGCAAUCUUUUCCUCAAAUAAAUGGAUUUGGAUGAACUUGAAA
Messenger RNA from Onychostoma macrolepis, 3683 nucleotides. It is a transcript of the gene cmtm4, whose product is annotated as CKLF-like MARVEL transmembrane domain containing 4. Gene Ontology annotation, cellular component: membrane. The transcript has 4 exons. The record is from RefSeq and is a predicted model, not a curated record. Bases 719 to 1345 code for a protein of 208 amino acids. Lineage: Eukaryota; Metazoa; Chordata; Actinopteri; Cypriniformes; Cyprinidae.